Molecule: messenger RNA, 1694 nt
Organism: Bufo bufo (common toad)
Lineage: Eukaryota; Metazoa; Chordata; Amphibia; Anura; Bufonidae
Gene: CPVL
Product: carboxypeptidase vitellogenic like
Exons: 13
Coding region: 146-1603 (485 amino acids)
Biological process (GO): proteolysis
Molecular function (GO): serine-type carboxypeptidase activity
Source: RefSeq, a predicted model, not a curated record
GGAUCUCCCUGACUUCAGCUGUUGCAGAACUUGCUUACGUGCGCACUCCUGGUCCUGUGGUUAAUAUGUACUGGUGCAGUGUAACCAUUACAACACUUUGUGGGUCUUCAACUUGUGAAGCGGAGUACCUUCUAAAUGCAGAGACAUGGUAAGCAGAAUGCACAGUCUCAGGAUUUUGACGCUCUUGGUCAUGGCUGGGAACCUGGAGCUAGGAUAUGCAAGGAGUUCUUUAAGUCACCUGUUUAAAGGAGUGAAGGUUCCUCCAGCAACUAAAGGGGAUCCCGGGCAGCCUCUCUUUCUCACACCCUAUCUGGACAGCGGGAAAAUUGAUGAAGCACGUGAGUUAAGCCUUGUAGGAAAACUGCCAGGAUCAAAUGUCAAGAGUUAUUCGGGAUACCUCACUGUGAACAAGACCUACGACAGCAACCUCUUCUUCUGGUUUUUUCCUGCACAGCUCAGUCCAGAGACUGCCCCAGUUUUACUGUGGCUGCAGGGGGGACCAGGAGGUACAUCCAUGUUUGGCCUCUUUGUGGAGCAUGGACCUUACGUCGUGAAUGAGAACCUGACGUUGGCUCAUCGGGAAUUUUCUUGGACAAACAAAUAUUCAAUGUUGUAUAUUGAUAAUCCCAUUGGAACUGGUUUCAGUUUCACAAGAGACGACCGGGGAUAUGCGGUAAAUCAGGAUGAUGUUGGCAGAGAUUUGUACAGUGCACUUACUCAGUUUUUCCAGAUAUUUUCAGAAUAUCAGAAGAAUGAGUUUUAUGCCACAGGAGAAUCCUACGCUGGGAAGUAUGUUCCUGCUAUUGGUUAUUAUAUCCACACACACAACCCAACCGCUAAGGUUAAAAUCAACUUCAAGGGGAUUGCCAUUGGAGACGGGCUCUGUGAUCCUGAAGUGAUGAUUGGUGGCUAUGCCGACUUCAUGUACCAAACCGGCAUAGUGGACGAAAACCAGAAAGACUUUGUCCAGCGGCAGUGUGACCUGGCGAUAAAAUAUAUCCAGCAACAGAAGUGGAUUGAUGCUUUUGACGUCUUUGAUUCAUUACUGAAUGGUGACAGGACUUCAUAUCCUUCCUUCUAUCAGAAUGUUACAGGUUGCAGUAAUUACUUCAACUUUCUCCAAUGUCAGGAACCAGUGGACCAGGGGUACUUUGGACCUUUUCUGGCUCUCCCAGUAGUUAGGAAGGCAAUCCACGUUGGUAACCUGACCUUUCAUGAUGGAUCUGAAGUUGAGAAACAUUUGCUUUCUGAUGUGAUGAAGACCAUAAAGCCAUGGUUGGUGGUGCUAAUGGAUAAUUACAGGGUCCUCAUGUACAGUGGUCAGCUCGACGUUAUAGUGGCUGCUCCUCUUACUGAACGAUUUCUGCAAACUGUACCUUGGUCAAGGCUAGAAGAGUAUAAGAAAGCCGAGCGAUCAGUCUGGAAGAUCAGGUCAACAGAUACUGAGGUGGCCGGUUAUGUCCGCGUGGCUGGAGAGUUUGCUCAGGUAAUAGUCAGAGGAGGUGGACACAUCCUACCAUAUGACCAGCCUGAAAGAUCAUUUGUGUUGAUUGACAGGUUUAUAAGUAACUGUAAAGCCUUGAAUUGUGAGAACGUUUUCUGAUGCGAUAACAAUACCGUAGGUCAACUUAUGUUAAUGGCAAAAAGAAAAGGAUUUGAUCUUGGUCAAUAUUAAUAAAAUCCUUUUGUAAGAA